AUGACGUCUCCUGAGGUCAAACGAGCUUUGGUGACGCUACUUCGAGAUCCCAAGAACAAUUAUUGCGCAGACUGUAAGACCGCGAAUCAUCCGCGUUGGGCGUCGUGGUCGCUCGGGGUGUUCAUAUGCAUUCGGUGUGCGGGAAUUCACAGAUCCCUGGGCACACAUAUAUCGAAGGUGAAGUCUGUGGACCUGGAUACAUGGCAAGAAGAACAUCUUAGAAAAGUCAUCGAGUUUGGCAAUAACGAAUGCGCAAACGCCGUCUACGAGGGCAAGCUCAGCGGCUGCAAAGUCCCAGACGCAUCGCAGCUGGGCACUUUCAUCAGGAACAAGUACGAACAUCGUCGGUGGGAAGCACCCGCAAGCGAGGCCCGUCAAUCGCGUUCUGAGCCAGAUAUCCUGGAAAAAUCGGCACCCAUCAGCCAGGCUCCCAGACAGACUACCACCCAGUCUGUCAGGCGGGCGAAUGUCAACAACCUAUCGGCCGCGCGUGUUUCUGCUUCUUCGUCGCAGCUAGAGCUCAAUUUAGCUAGCCCUCAACCUAGCACCAGAAGUAUUUCUCGAUCGGAUGCCGCGUCAGAUACAAAGGCAAACGCGAGCGGACGUCCGGAUCUCAAGAAGUCAAUUCUAUCGCUAUACUCUCGCCCUCGCAGUGGCGUCAGCGAUCCAGGCUUCAAUUCUACUUCCCCCAAGCUGCCAGCGCAAACAACGUCCCAGGUGCCAGCUUCGCUGUCAAAUUACACACCCUCAGCAGUUAAUUCCUCGGUGUCUUCUUUGGACGAUAAUGAACUAUUCAAAAACGUUUGGUCUUAA
Lachancea mirantina is the source of this 813-nucleotide messenger RNA. Lineage: Eukaryota; Fungi; Ascomycota; Saccharomycetes; Saccharomycetales; Saccharomycetaceae. The record is from the annotation of a GenBank genome assembly.